AUGGAUGUUGGUAGUCCAAAAUGGCGCUUAACGGGGUUUUAUGGGUACUCGGAUAGGGGUCGUAGAAGAGAAUCCUGGCAGUUGUUGCGCACUCUCUCUUCACUCUCGACAUUACCGUGGGUUGUUAUGGGGGAUUACAAUGAUAUUCUGGACCAGUCUGAAAAGUAUGGCCGAACACCGCACCCACAGUGGCUGAUUAAUGGGUUCCGGGAUGCAGUAGCGGAUAGUGGGCUGGUGGAUGUUCCUUUUAGUGGGCAUCAGUUUACUUGGGUUAAGUCACGGGGCACGGAUCAUAUGAUAGAGGAAAAGCUGGAUCGAUUUCUUGCUAAUGACAGUUGGUUGAACAUGUUUGAGGGAGCGCAGGCACUUUCAUUGUCAACUACCUACAGUGACCAUCUUCCUCUAGUAAUUACGCCAGUCAUGCGGCCUAGAACUCGGAGGAAGGCGAGAUUUUGCUUUGAUAAUAUGUGGAUAAGGGAGGAGUCGCGUAGGGAAAUUGUGGCGCACAGUUGGGACCGAACAGUGGGACUGGGCACGUUGGAAAGGAUAGAGCCAUGUGCUCGGGAUAUCUCGAGAUGGGGGCGGGGGUAUAAUAAGGAGUUUCAGCGGAAAAUAGAGCAUUGCAAGCGCCGGCUAGAUGGGUUGAUUUCAUGUUGA
Messenger RNA from Ipomoea nil (Japanese morning glory), 657 nucleotides. RefSeq lists its product as uncharacterized. The record is from RefSeq and is a predicted model, not a curated record. Lineage: Eukaryota; Viridiplantae; Streptophyta; Magnoliopsida; Solanales; Convolvulaceae. The coding region runs from base 1 to 657 and encodes 218 amino acids. Gene Ontology annotation, molecular function: catalytic activity. The transcript has a single exon.